Messenger RNA from Pectinophora gossypiella (pink bollworm), 6645 nucleotides. It is a transcript of the gene Dsor1, whose product is annotated as dual specificity mitogen-activated protein kinase kinase dSOR1. Lineage: Eukaryota; Metazoa; Arthropoda; Insecta; Lepidoptera; Gelechiidae. The transcript has 8 exons. Gene Ontology annotation, biological process: protein phosphorylation. The record is from RefSeq and is a predicted model, not a curated record. Bases 207 to 1418 code for a protein of 403 amino acids. Gene Ontology annotation, molecular function: ATP binding; protein kinase activity.
AAGUUAAAACCGAGAAAUGACGGCCUGGCCGAUUAGUUGGAUUGACUGACGAAUUUUCGUGUUUCUGUUUCUUUGCGGUGCGAAUGCGUAUUAUACGAAAGUCUUGGUAUUAGUUUGUGAUAAUUUGUGGAAUACCGCUAUUUGUUUAGAGCUGUGAGAGAGAAAGGGAGGAUUAGUCUAAAUGCCGUGACGAAAGUGGUACGAAGAUGAGCAAGAUGUCGAAGAAUAAAUUGAACCUGACCCUCCCACCAGGGUCAAUAGACACGGCUCCGGCUGUAACACCGUCUAACAUGACGCCCCAGCUGAAGUCUGCCACUGCUUCAGAACGGCAAGGCUUAGCUGGGAAGUCCAAAACAAGCAUUGAAGCCCUGACAGAAAGACUGGAGCAGAUAGAAAUGGACGACACCCAACGUCGCAGGAUUGAAGUCUUCCUCUGUCAGAAGGAGAAGAUCGGGGAACUCAGUGACGAUGAUUUUGAAAAGCUUGGCGAGUUGGGUCAAGGCAAUGGUGGAGUGGUAAUGAAAGUCCGCCACAAAUCUACCGGUCUCAUCAUGGCACGUAAACUGAUACACCUGGAAGUCAAACCAGCAAUCAAGAAACAGAUCAUACGAGAACUGAAGGUUCUGCACGAAUGUAACUUCGCACAUAUAGUCGGGUUCUACGGAGCAUUCUACAGUGACGGAGAGAUUUCAAUCUGUAUGGAAUACAUGGAUGGUGGCUCACUUGAUCUCAUACUUAAAAAAGCUGGUAAAAUUCCCGAGUCGAUUCUAGGCACAAUAACAUCAGCGGUCCUCAAAGGUCUGAGCUACCUUCGAGACAAGCACGCCAUCAUGCAUCGGGACGUAAAACCAUCCAACAUAUUGGUCAACAGCAAUGGAGAGAUCAAGAUCUGUGACUUCGGCGUCUCCGGUCAACUGAUUGACUCGAUGGCCAACUCCUUUGUUGGCACUCGGAGUUAUAUGUCUCCGGAGCGUCUCCAAGGCACGCACUACUCAGUCCAGUCAGACAUAUGGUCACUAGGGUUGUCCCUGGUGGAGAUGGCAAUAGGGAUGUACCCCAUCCCACCGCCUGACGCCAAGACCCUAGCCGCCAUAUUUGGUGGGCAGAACGAAGAUCAUUCUCCAGGACAGGCACCAAACUCGCCGCGCCCGAUGGCGAUCUUCGAGCUGCUGGACUACAUAGUGAACGAGCCACCGCCCAAGCUGCCUGCGGGCAUCUUCUCCGACGACUUUAAGGACUUCGUCGACCGCUGCCUCAAGAAGAAUCCUGACGAGAGAGCUGACUUGAAGACUUUGAUGAAUCACGAGUGGAUCCGGAAGGCGGACGCGGAGAAGGUGGACAUAGCGGGCUGGGUGUGCAAGACCAUGGACUUGAUGCCUUCCACGCCGAACUCUAACGUGUCUCCUUUUUCUUCAUAAGCUGCAAGAAGUGCAUACUUUCAUCAGCGAAAAAGGGUCAAAACAUUUCCCAAGAGAAAGCGGGCGACACGAUAAGUGAGGACGCAGCCGCGGAGGAGUAGCCCGGAGCGAUGACAGCUGUAUGUCAACUCUAGCACCAUUGUACACACACGACACUUAUAUGAGACUGGAGGCCCAACUGUCAGCGCACAAACCGAAGGAGUUUUACCUUGAAGAAAGCUCGUUGGCAAGUCAAUACUUUCUUACGAAAUGACGUCAUCAAACUGAAUGAAUUAUAAAAUACAUACGUAGAUAAUCUGACGCCUAUUUCCCGCCUGAUAAAAAAAUAAAAAGGCAUUUUUUGACUUUGACGGGAUUCUGCUAUGAUCUGAUACAAUAGGCCUCAGUGCUCUCUAUAUUUUGUCCAGCCAAGUAGUUAAUGCCGUCUGCGGCAAAUAUACUAUAAGUAAAUUAAAAAAAAAGAUUUACGUGAGAUAACUCAUCACUAAAUGUUCGUAAAAAUCACGUAUAAAAAUCGUUUAUAAAGAAAGGUAUUGACCUAGGCAAGUGAAGCUACUUUCAAGGUGAAAUGUUCGCCUUAUGUGGUUUGUGUAUUGCCUCAAGUUUUAUGUAUAAGUUUCUUGGUCGCACCUCAACUCCGAUCACAACCGACCGGCGGACCACGAGCCAUCGCGACUAGCGCGAUACCCUCUUAUAAAUAAUUAUAAUUUUACAAAAUAAACGUCAUAAUUCAAUUGUCUAGAGCAGCAUUUCCCAACUAUUGGUCGCGACAUUUUAGCGGGUUGCGAGUGAAUGUCGGGUCGGCAUAGUGCUAGUGGCGUCAUCUGGAGGAUUUUGGAAACGGCCGCGCAUUACGAAACUUAAAUAUUAGGUUCUUAUAAAGAACAAAAUAUUGUAUUAGAAUGAUUAACCCCUGUACUAAAGUGUUACGUUUUAACAUGAGGGUUAGAUCAGCAAAAAUAAAAAUCCUGUCGUAGGUUUCAUCACGCGCCGCCAUUUUCCUUAAUCCGCCAGAUGGCGCCCGAUCAAAUAAGACAUCGUCUAAGUAGUUCCGCUACUUGCCGUAAGGGAACGUGCAUCACCAAUAGUUAUGUUUUAUCAUUUUUUAAGACAGUUUCGAAUUUCGAAGUGUUUGGGUCGCGGUCCAGUCAAUAUUGGGAACUCCUGGUUUAGAGAAAUAAUAAAGAGAAUGAAUAACGCGGUAGUAUUGUAUAAUGACAUCAUUGGUACUAGUUCGUUGUGUCCAUAGACAAAGAUGUCUUUUGUGUCUAUGGCUUGUGUUAGAUGGUUAGGGAUGUUACGGAAGGCUUAAAUGUUUUGGUUUAAGACAAGUAUUAGUAGCCGUUAAAGUUCAGUAAAUAAAUUAUAUAAUUGAAGCGUAGCUAUGUAGUGAAACGUGCAUGACGAAAGUAUCCAUUUGUAGAUGUUCAUAUACAUUUCCGUGGCAUCUCUAAACUCAAACUUUAAAAGUAAGUCUGAUGAUAUUUUGAGGGAAUCGCGCCAAAAGUAACCCAUCAACACAUUUCGAAACAUUAUCACAAACCUGUCAUCGAAAACUCAAAAUUUAAAUUUAUAAUUUAUAGAAUUGGCUAAAUUAAGGUAAAUUUUUGUAGGUUUACAAUGUGUUUACGCUACAGGGAACGAAAUAAGUGUUUGCAUCGAUAUUAGAGUCGGGAGCUUCCUAUCGUAUACUAGGUAUACGAUACGAGAACGCUAGAGCAUGUCAUAAUACCGAGGGUGUCUGAAUAGAUAGGGGUAUAAUACUAAAACAUAGUGCAUUCGUGGACGAACUAAUCGAAACGAAACUUAACAACUAAUCGAUAAAUGGUCAAGUAGAGUUGAUUUCACUAGUCGAAAGUCGAAAAAAAAUGUUAGUAGUGUUUUGACAUAUUUUUCUUUGCUGAAAGUGCGUAAAUCAUGUCAGCUGGUACUCGUACGAAUAGAUUAAGCGCGACCGCGCGUUGAGCGCUGGAGCAGUCAAACGGUUUCACGGAUAGUCCUCACAGCCGUAGGAUUGUUCCAGAACUCCAAACAAAGGGAUCUGCGAUGUAAGUUACCGGUGUUUUGUAGUGCAAACAUGUUCAAAAGGCAUUUUCUGUAAGUAGCGAAUCCUGUCAUAUCGCGUUUAUUCUUCAUUACACUUAAAGUUCCUUAGAAAAUAAAAAACUUAUUAAUAUUAGUGUAAAAACGCUCUCACCUGAGAGAAUUAUGUGAAAAUAUAUUUAUUCAUACAUUUCUCUUAAAGUGUUCAUGUCGCCUAAUUGCAUUGCAAAAUACUGUUACCUUACUUAGCUGGCCCCGACCCUGUAAAAUAGAAAGCAUUUUUUAGACAUUACAUUAUGAAAAAAAAAAAGAAAAAAUAUAUAAUGAAAAACAAAAAAUCGUAGAUACGUUUUUCUAUUGACGUGAUGCACUAUUUUCGUUUGGUUUGUUGUGUUAGUUCGCUUGUUUUAGUAAGACCGCAUUUAGUUCGCCCUGUCCCAAGCACCUACUGUAGUAGUACAUUGUACACGUAUUUAUUCGCUGCAAUCUUUGCGCUUAGAAUGAGUGAAGAAAGACUGAGUUGCGAUAGAAAAGUGGAAAAUUCCCCGUCAAAUAUUCGAUGUAAAAUAUUUUUGUUUGUGUAAUUUCCAACUUUUAUUUUUGCGUUCUGCUCCGAUUUGAUUGUUGUUCAAUAAUUAUUAAUUACGAAACUCAUUGUUUCGUAUUAACCUUGAGAUAAAACGUAACAAAUAUAGUUUUUCCUGACAUGUUUCAGAACUAGUAAAUAAAUAAGAAAUAUUGUCAAAUACUUAUUAUGAAUAUAAAUGUAAAUUAAAUUUAUAUUUGAAUUAAAUAAAUCUCUCGGAGCAAAUAAAUAGAUGCAAUUGAGCGCUUUCAUUCGCGUGGCUUUAAUAUUGAUUUUAAGUUUGCUCACACGAUUCCUGCAUGUAAAUAAUGUCGUGUUACGCUUAGUGGUCGCUAUUGUUUGCUUGAUCUUCCUUUCCGUAGCAUUUAGAUACAUUAACAUUAUUUUUAUGUUACCGAAGAGACUGUAAAAUAUUCAUAAAGAUCACGACGAAGACUUAGAUCGAUGAAGUAACAGAGACAUUUCUAUCAAAAAUUUCAAUUUUAUUUAGCAAUUUUAUCUUGCAAAAACUCAGAUAUAAAUUGUACUGUAAUUGUAAUUGCCCAAAUUGUACUGUAUUCAUGUGUUAUGUCUGAUUGUUGAAAUUUUAGUUCUGUGCAAUAAAGUAUAUUUGAUUUGAUUUGAUAUAAUAUGUUUAACAAAUAUUGCUGAUAUUUUUUACAAGAAGUAUAAACAUCGUUUUAUUUCGGUAACAUUUAAGUAAUUUUAUAUUUUGUGAUAUAAAAUAUGUUGAUGUGGUGUGAUUUCAAGUUCAGUGUUUCGCCUCUUUGGUGUAUUUAGCAUUUGAAAAGGUUUUGACUGUUAAGUUGUUAUUUCUGGUGCUUUGUUUAAAAUUAUAACUAAAAUAGUUUCGAUGAAGAACAAAAGUAUGUAUAUUUGUCGAUUUACAUUGUAAUUAAGUAGAUAGAGGAUUAUUUUCUAAAGAAAUCGUAUUAAAGUUUUAGUUAUCACUUGUUUAGUGUUAAGUGUAAACAGUGAUUGUAUUCCAAAAAAGUUGUAUAGUUUGUUACAGUUCGAAAAAAAUAUUUUAGAAUCAAAAAGUCAAAUAUUUGAAAAACAUUUUUGAUCGCUUGUACGAAUAGAGGCGACUGUGAAAUUUCGUGCAAUUGUAACACCAAACUGAUGUAAUGUUUACGUAAAAUUACUAUUUAACUAUGACAUAUUUUUAAGGGUUUGACUUUAGUAGCAAAAUGCAUUUUUUUAUUGUUUAUAAAUGACAUAAUACAUCAGGGUUGUAAGUAGGUUUUGAUUUUGUAUUUUAAAGCUCUUAAAUCUUAUAUUAUCUUUUUCAAUUACUCUUUGGGAAUUUCAAUGAGUAUUUCUGAAGUUGUUAAGCUGUUUUCUUAUUUUUUUAUAUUAUUUGCACAUGCAUGUUUUCGUUUAAGAAUAAUAUUUUUUGAUGCACAUUUUAUUUUUAAUUUCACAAUAAUAUACGAUCUCUUUGCAGCCAAGUCUUGUUGUUGCUGUCACGUCUACUCUCAGUUUAUUUUCCAUAUCUUCACGCUACACCUUUCUUGCGCGGUAGAUAGAACACGCACUGACCGUCAAUAGAUAUUCUUGUGUAUCUUCUAUAAUAAUCUUGUAAUCGUUAUGUAAUUGUCGUAGAAUUAUUCGCCUGUAAUCAUGAUUUUUAAUGUUGAUCCUAAUAGGUGGAGUCGAUUAACCAUUUGUUUACCCGUUUCUAAACGUUUUUACGUUUGGUUUCUUCUAGAAAUAUACUGCAUAUUAUGUUAAAAUCUUAACAUGUUAUACAAGACGUAUCCCAUUUAAGACUGACCAUUUUCCACUGAACGUUGCCUUUCUAAAAAUUCUGAUUGCAAUAAGUAUUUUUAAAGUACUAUUUGCAAUAAUUUUAGUCUACCUAUAAGUCGGUACGUGGUAAUUCAAAUAACGCAUGGAACAAAAUUGCAAAUAAGUUUUAUAUUAUGAAUAAAUAUAAAAUCUAUGGUAUAAGAAAACCAGGUACGCUCAAUCCUAUGACAAGCCACCAUUGCUAGCCCUUUAAAUUGGUAUCUCUCAACAUUCCAAGGACGUAAAUUUUAUUAUUCAAAAUUGAGUGAAUUACUAAGUAAUGUAUUUAAUUACUAUUACUUGUCUCAUAUAAAAUCAUUAAAACUAAGUAAAUUUUUUACUAAAAGUUCAAAAUUUCCUUGCAAAGUAAAUAUAAAAAUAUUGGUCGUGGGUAAUUUAUUUUUUACAAAAUGGCAACGCAGGGUGGGAUGACGUUUAGCUGGGCUAACCUUGAAAUGUUAGCUGUCACUUUUGAGCAUGCCUUCUUCUUGUACCAUGAAAAUCCAUCUUCGAAUUUUUCAUUUGAAAAAAAAAACCGUUACAUUACCUAUAUUAUUAGUGUUAUCUAAAAUUAUUUAACCUGAUUUGCUAUUUUAUUGUUCAUGAAUUUACAUGUAUCGAUGUUAGUUAGUAUCAUUAUUUCUAUGAAUAAGUAUUCAAAUAUUUUGUACUUCUGAUUGUGGUCGUGACUCAGCUUGGCCUAAAUUUAAUGUUUCACUAUUUUGUAGAAACUUUACUAGUAAUUGUUUAUUUCGUUAGCUUCUAGUUAGAUACCUGUACAAAUAAAUGUUAAUGUAAAAUAGAAAA